CUUCCAUCACCCGGACAUCUGCGUAAGAAUAACGGGAGAGCUAAGGUUUCAAUGGGCGAACCGCCAGUGUGUGGCGCGCACCCGUCUGUACCGAUCGCACGCUGCCCGGGUCGGUUAUACCACGUGAUGAACUUUACACGCAAAGUGUUCAACUGAAAUUAAAUAACGUCAAUUGCUAACACCGCAGAAAUCAUUCUAUUCUUAUUUAGUGUCAUGUGGAAAUCUCCGGGCUUAAUACAUGACGGUUGUUCAGAGCGAUAGAAAGUAUGCAGGAGUCGCGCUGGUCUCUGUAUUUACUCGCUAUUUUCAUGUUAGGACUUGAUUCAAAGCUCGUUGGUCAAGCGUUCCAGCCAGAGUUUGCCGAGCCCAUAACCAAUUUGACGGUCAGGAUCGGCCGAGAUGCCACGUUCAGAUGUUUGGUACAUAAUCUCGGAGGAUAUAGGGUCGGGUGGGUAAAGGCCGACACUAAGGCUAUCCAAGCAAUACACGUUCAUGUGAUAACUAAUAAUCACAGAGUGGGCGUAUCCCAUAACGGACAGACUGUUUGGAAUCUGCACAUUAGAAACGUGCGUGAGGAGGAUCGGGGGCAAUACAUGUGUCAAAUCAAUACUGACCCAAUGAAAAGCCAGAUGGGCUACUUAGACGUAGUAAUCCCGCCGGACUUCGUAGCAGAGGAAACGUCAGGUGACGUAAUGGUACCUGAAGGAGGAACCGUCCGGGUGUCAUGUCGCGCCCGGGGAGUGCCUGCACCGAGAGUCAUGUGGAAACGAGAAGACAGUUCCAGUAUUGUCUUGAGAGAAGCGGAUGGAUCGAAAAAUAAAGUGAGCUUGUAUGAAAACGAAGUUUUGACUCUAAACAAGAUCUCCCGCUCCGAUAUGGGUCCGUAUUUGUGCAUCGCGAGUAACGGCGUACCACCCUCAGUGAGCAAGAGGAUUAUGAUCAAAGUUCAUUUCCAUCCUGUUAUCCAAGUUCCAAACCAACUCGUUGGUGCUCCUCUUGGAACUGACGUUACACUUGAAUGCUACGUGGAGUCCUCGCCUAAGUCUAUUAACUACUGGGUUAGAGAUUCAAAUGAAAUGGUGAUUUCUUCAAAUAAAUACGAAGUCAUCAAUACAGUGAUCAGUUCAUUCGAGAGUCGCAUGGUGUUAACGGUACGCAAACUUUCGGUCGACGAUGUUGGCGGCUACAGAUGUGUUGCUAAAAACUCGCUCGGUGAAGUCGACAGCGUUAUAAGACUUUACGAAAUACCUGGACCAUCUUCGGGAAUUACCGUUGCGUCGACUAGAAAUGAAGAGUAUAAAUAUUCAACUCCUAUCGAAGGUCCUGACAAUCAGUUCGGAUCAGCUGAAAGAUCGGAUGACGAAGACGAAAAAGAACCUAUUACUGAUGUGUUAAAAACAGAAAAUAAUUCCCUGAACAACGAAAGUAUUACCAAAGCUUUUCCUAAUACAACAAAUACAAUUACCAAACAAAAUUUGAGUAAUAAAGUACGCAAAAUUAUAAAUAAACUUGAGAACGAAGCACGAGAUAUCGUGUCUAAUAACGGUUUGAACCAUUCCAUAUCAAUUUGUAGAAUUACCUCUGUAAUUUUUGCUAUAAUUUACCUCUCAUAAUUUAUUUUAUUCUAUAUUUUCUAUAUUAAAAAAUAUAAUAUAUGCAAUAUUGUAGCCUGCGUAAAACUAUUGAAA
Melitaea cinxia (Glanville fritillary) is the source of this 1688-nucleotide messenger RNA. RefSeq names its product lachesin-like. The record is from RefSeq and is a predicted model, not a curated record. The coding region runs from base 267 to 1613 and encodes 448 amino acids. The transcript is spliced from 9 exons. Gene Ontology annotation, cellular component: neuron projection. NCBI's taxonomy places the organism in Eukaryota, Metazoa, Arthropoda, Insecta, Lepidoptera, Nymphalidae.